Chlamydomonas reinhardtii is the source of this 2931-nucleotide messenger RNA. RefSeq lists its product as uncharacterized. The coding region runs from base 746 to 1969 and encodes 407 amino acids. The record is from RefSeq and is a predicted model, not a curated record. The transcript is spliced from 3 exons. Lineage: Eukaryota; Viridiplantae; Chlorophyta; Chlorophyceae; Chlamydomonadales; Chlamydomonadaceae.
AAUAAGACAAACCCACAAGUGCAUUGCGUAGCAAACUUACGACAAAAACGGAAGCUAAAUCCAGAACCUCACGAAAACGCUCGCUUCCUUAUUUGCUCGCAAUGGGCACCGCCUGUAAAUGAUUUGCUUUCCCCGCACUUAUAACGGGCACGCAAGGGAACUGCGGAAAACUGUUGAAGACGGGCUUCGGUCUGCACGAGUUCGCGGCUCACAAAUCGCGCUAUUGAGGAAGUAUGGCAAAACAAUGAAAUCGCGCUCCUGUGGCGAGCUCGCCAAACGGGCGCGACUUUGGCGGUCUGUGUAACAGGGCCUACCCGAUGCCAUUGAGCCCGGUUCUCCUCGGCGGCUAUUCGCGAUAGUACUGCAUGUGACCCAGGGUCGUUAGCCCAGCUAUCUACAUAUGCCAUGGAAAGUGUGACGCACCCGGUGCGUUUGCGCUACAGCGCGAUUCAGCUCGAACCAACUAUCAUGAUCGAUUAUUCGCAGCUUCUUGUAUACGUGAUCUUCUUUCCAGGCCGCGAGAGCGAGUGCAGCGUAUGAACGAAGCCGGUAACUGCGCUUUCUUGGCUUCCUCGAGAAUGCGCGCAGCUAUAACUUACAGUGCGAUGUAUUAGCGACAUAGUCUGGCCUGCCAGAGCGCGCACUUGCAAGAAUUUCAGAGCGCGCUCGUUCCGAUCGGCUGGGAUGAAAGCUUACACGAUAUGUGCGAGCAGCUGUAUCCGUUGAUAUAAUCGCGGCUGGCAACAUGGCAGCUCACGGCGUGGCGGCGACCAGUGUGGCAGCUACCGGCGGCAUGGUUGCCGGCGGCGCGGCGGCUGGUGGCGCGGUGGCUGGCGGCGGCCCCGGCGCCAGCCACUCUGGUGGGGGCAUCUUGGCGGCCGGUGGUGCGGUGCCUUCUCGGGCGGGCGCGGUUUGGGCAGCUGCCGGUGUUGUGGUCACUGGUGGCGUGACGGGCGGCGGCUCCGCCGCGGGUGCUGGUGGUGCCGUAGCCGCGCCUGCCCCGCCCAACACAGUUGCUAUGGCGCAUGGCUUGCGCGUAGUCUCGCACUCGCGCACGCUGGGUGUGGUCUUCUACGACCUCCCACUUGGCACGGCUGCAGCCCAGGGAGCUCCUUCCCUCUCCCCUGCCAUUGGCACCCUGGGGACGCUCUGCGGCCUCCCCCUAACUGCCUUUGGCCGUGGCUUCUGUGCCUCCUCCUACGCCGUCAGCCGUGUGCUCUACCAUAUGGAGUUUGCGGGUCUGCCGCCGCAGACGGUUUUGGCAGACUUCCUCACAACGCUUGUGCGGUUUGUGGACCGCCGCAUCAUCGUUGCCACGCCGCAAGGUGCUGGCCGGGCCCGACUUCCCGGCCUACCCUCCGACUGCGUCGCCCUGCCGCCACGCGAUGGCGGCUUUGGACUGCUGCCGGUGGUGGAACACGUGCGCGCCCGACACGCUGUGUUGGCUGUGCGCUGGCUGCAGCACAUGCACGGCUCUGCGGCUGGCACUUACGUACCGCCGUGGACAGCCGCCGCCACCGCCCUGGUGCAGCAGCUACACACGGCCGCCCACCCCCUCUGCGUCCUGACGAUGCAGCGGGCGGCCGGCGGUGUCGGACCCGCUGCCGAUGGCUGUGCAAUCUUCGGCCAGCCGGUGGCGGCAACCUGCCCGGCCCUCGUGCGCCUCCUGGGUGCCCUCAGCUACCUGCCUCCGGUCACAAUCCUACGCCCGGCUGUGCUGGUGCCCGGGCCCUGGUGCUUUGCACUUCCGCUCUGGGGCAAUCCAGUCUUGCCGUGUGCGGCGGGGCUUCAGGCGGGUGGCUUGGAACGUGACUUCCCAGCUCUCAUGGCGCUGCCGGGUCUGCUCACGCUCGGCACGGCAGUGCGGUGCUGGGAGGCGAUGGCCGCGGUGCGCCAGCUGGUGGCUUCCAAGCCGGCUGGUAUGGCUGCUGCUUGCGCAGAGCCUGGGGUGGCGGCAUGGCGCGGCUGACGUGCCCUUGCUGACCCUUACGGUGAAGCAGGCAACCCAGCUUCAACUUGCGCCUGCGUACGACGCGCUCCGCGUGCGUCACUUGGCCUUCGUCCAAGAGGCCUACAGCGGCGCCGCGCCGCCAGCGGAAGCGAUUCAUGCGCUGCGGGCGGCCCUGGCGCGGCUGUGGGCUUUGGUGUGGGAGCCGCGACACAAGGAACCGCUUUGGCGUCUGGCAGUCAAUGGGUUCACGGGCUUUGGGAUGCUUGCGGCGUGGGCCGCAGAUGGACGCGUGGAGAAAUGCCCGUGUGGGACUCGGAUGACUGCUGGGGCUAGGGUUCAUCACUUCUGGGACUGUGUGGUGGCGGAGGCUCUGCGUGAUGUGAUGCGGGAGCAUGCGAAUGUGGACAUCACACGGAACCAGUUGUGGUUAGUACAGGCGCCACCAGGGCUAUCGCAGGCGGUGUGGGACAUCGUGUGCUUGGCUGCUGUGGCGGCCCUGGAAUACGGCCGACAGCGCCUUUACGCUUGCCGUGAUGCUGCAGACCGGACUGCGGAGGUUGCUGUUGUGCGAAGGAUCGGUGUGGAGGUGAUUGCGGAUUUCUGGUCACGGCUAGCUGCGUUUGUGAGUCUGCGUCGGCCUCCGCGCCGCUGGGACCUUGUCCCGAACCAGCACCCAUUCCUAGCGUCAGAUGAUGUUGGAGGGGUUAUCUUGGUAGGGCCAUCAGCGGACUCGCCACCGGCCUCACCCUAGCUUGUCAGCUUAGGGACUCGCAAGAGGUAGUCUUAUGACGCCGACCCACGGCUUAGGUGAGCAGCGCUAGCGUUUGCGGUGAGCCGGGCCUGGGGUUCCUCCCCUCUCCGGAGGCGAGGAGCAUGGGGGUCAUUCGGGGAUCUCUCCUCGGGUGAGCGUGCGUGUCUCGUACGUUUUUGGGGCCCUGGCUAGUCCACGGCUGUCGUCCCACAUGUAACCUCUAUCAGCU